AGUUUCGUAACAAUGGUUUAUUAAUAUCAGGAUUUACAGUCGAUAAUAUUUCAUAGCAUAACAAAGCAUUUUAAGUCUUUGUUUUCAGAAAAAAACUUUGUUUGUGACAAUGUAUUUUUUUAUUUUGCAUACAUACCUAACACAAAAACUUAACUAUGCUUUUCACAAGAACAGUGUUAUAAAUCAAAAUAAGAUUUUCAAAUUAGAUUUUAAAAACAUCUUUACAGGUGUUUUGCAAAACAUCCUACUGUUAACUAAGUACGAAAUAGCUUCUGUUGAUGAACACCUAUAGUUUCAAAAUUCUAAGUAAAACAUGUUUGGAAUUGGUAAAAUGUUUUAAUUGCACCUCCUGAAAACCUUAUUUUUUUACUUAUGUCACUAUUCUUCCGGACUAAAGAAUUAUAUAUAUAUGUGUAUAUACAUAUAUAUAUAUAUAUAUAUAUAUAUAUAUAUAUAUAUAUAUAUAUAUAUAUAACCCCAAAUGGUAGAUUGAAGGCAAAAUAUUUUCAAAAAAUUCAUCACUAGGUAUAUUUUUGGGUUGAGGACCUCACCAUAUGGAAGUUUGGGAGCGAAUCCUUCCGAAGGAUCUUAGGGGAAGUCCCAAAGUUGGUCGAAGCUUAACAAUGUCAGUUUUGAAGACGUGUUUUGGGGUGAAUUUACCAAAGGGGAUAUGGUGCAGCCCCCUAUGAGUAGAUUAAAGCGAAGACCCUCUGAUGGUCAUUAUCUGAGGUACCUAAAGCCUUUGUGUAGUGGACGAGCGGAAGUGAGUUGUAUCUAUUUAAUCACUCCUUCCAUUGCAUUUCAAUAGAGUUGCUUGGCUUCUAGAUACAACCUAGAAGCCAAGCAGCUCCAGAAAAUUGCUGCGUAAGCCUGCGAUCUUUGUUAAUAUAUUCCAAUGUUAUGGAAUUUCUUUAGUUUGUAUUCUUAAUUGAAAAGCUGUUUGAUAUUCUAUUGAUUAUUAUUGUUGGUUUUGUAUGUGAAAAUCAUAUUCAUUCAAAUGUUUUAGAAACUUUAUAAUUAUUAUUUUUGUUUUGUGAAAUCGUAUUAGUUAUGUACCUAAUUAUAUUUUCAUCAAUAAUUUUUUUUUGUGUUACAAAACAUAAUUAUAUUUCCAGCAAGAAUAUAUUUAUGUUACUAUACAAAAUUAUAAAUAAGUUGGUUGAAAUUUAACUUAAAUAAAAAUACACUUACAAUACCCAAGUAAGUGUUCGUUAUCGGCAAGAUAUCAAGCACAACGAUAAUGAUCUCGUACUAUAUCACUGCCAAACAUUAGACAUAUUAUGUCCCCUACACCAUCCUUUAUUCGACGUUACUCACCCUAUUAAAAAUUAUUGUUCCCCGCCGCAAUGUAGAUGUAAUUACAUAUUGCUUGUGUCUAAACCUUCGCUCUCCGCAACAGCGCAACAUAUAACUGUUGUGUUACUUAUCAACCUUAAAGAAAAACGUGUUCAGAAAAAAUAACCAUUAAAGUCAAUUAAGAUUUCAAGUAUUAUGAUUUGCAUAUUACAGAAGUGACUGGACUGGUUUCAUAGAUAUUUCGUGAAAUCAAACCUGUUAUUUCAAUGAAGCAGUUGUGUCUUAUACGUCAAUUAACUACACCAUAUCUCAUCCGUGAUAAUGAGUAUCAAGCUAAGUCACUAUAUAAUGCUGCAGUUAAAUUCUUACCAACUAUAACAGCAACAUUCACUCAGAACAUCACAAGAAACUGAAACGGUAAGCUUAGCAUCGCAUCAUGUUCGUCCUUCGUGUACAUGCGGUUCGUACAAUUUAGCGUAAAUUGUAAGGAUGAAUUUCAUUUGUAAUGUUACGAACACAUCAGAAGCUUUUUCACUUUAUAGUAAACUACCUCCAUGCAGUUUGUACAAUGGUCCGUUGAUAAAAAUAGAAAUAAUUAAAAUGAUGGUUUCAACAGGGUUACUUGACAGUUUUUAGACUUAGCCAUUUAAGUAAUAGGUUUAUAUUUAUUUUAUUUAACACACCAUACUCAAGUCAUAUAAGCAUUUUACUUUAUAACUUUCCCAUGAUUUCUAUUGUUGAGGAAAUGAAGGCUUUUAUAAUACACGUAAUAAUGUUCGUAGCAGGUUCCAAUGACUCGUGCUGCGGCUGGAACAAAGACGUGAGGCUGUUGACUCGAAGGCUACGAACAAAGCUAUACUACUACUUUGAAGUGGAGCGUUGGACGGGAUGCGAAACAGCAAGGAUGACAGUAAACAGAACAGUUAAGUCUCCUGCCACGGGCACAUGUCUACUUGACCAGGGGCACGUUAUUUUGUUGUUACGGUCUUAACUUAUGAAAAGCAAACACAACAGAAAAGGUUUAGUCGUUGAAUGGUUAUGCUGACAUCUGCUGCUGCAGUCUAAAGUGCCGCCUGUCUGAGUGCACACACGGUCUGCAGAGCUCCAGAAAAAAAAAACACGUGAUUUAAAGCCUGCUCAAGAUAUUCAAGUGAUGUUUGUUAAAAACAUUAAAAAAUACAUCGUGGGCAGAUAAGUAGUUCUGUUUCUGUGUUCAGGUUUUCUAAACUACAUUUUUAUAAUUAGGAAAAUGGCUACACCACGAGAUUCCUAAAUAUAUUUUUGGGAAUGACACUUCCGGUACAGAUUUUUUAAAGCCUCGUGUGACAUGCAUUACAUCCUAACCAUCACUUCUGCGUCAUACGAGGGCUAUCUGUAAAGUUUCCGACCUCAACAUGAAGAUGGCAGCACUCGUCAACAAAAAUAGGGGUAUGUGUUUGCGCAUGCUUUGGAAUUUAUAUUCUGAAAUUUCAGCCAUUUUUGACGUGCAUUUUUUUUUUAACAAUCCUUUGCGUGAGUCGAUGCGCAUGUUUUUAUGUAAAUGAAAAGUAGAAUAUCGAGCUGUCAAUGAAAAUUUGUUUUUGAAAGGCAAUACGACAAGAAAAUUAAAGAAGAGUUGGACGCUGUGUACUGGAACUCUGCAUCAUAAUUUACCACAGUGAUAUUUGAGGCAGCUGAAUGGCCAUACCAGCUCGGGCAACGAUGAACGUUUGCGACACCAAAAACUGUGAAUUUGGAAUCAGCUCCAAAAAAGGCAAAGUCUGUUCAUUUGGCCAGGAAAGUGGUGGUGACUUGAAAGGAGAAAACAUGACAGGAGAAUACUAAGCAUCAUUUCUUAACAAGCUGAAGGCAGAAAUGGCAGAAAAAGGUUACAUUUGCAGAAACAGAAAUUUUUGCUUCACCAAUGACAAUGCACCAGCUCACACCUCAGGGUUGCCAUGACGAAAAUAUACGAAUUGCGGUUUUAACUGCUUGACCACCCUCAUUAACACCAGAUCUAAACCCAGUUGACAUUUUUUGUUCCCUAGGCUAAAAGUUGCACUCUGAGGACAAAUAUUUUUUGUUGAAUUAGGAGGCCAUAACCUUCUUUAACAACUAUUUUGCAGAGAUUCGGACAAACGAUUGUUAAAAAAGCAACUGCGCGUCCAAAAUGGCUGAAAUUUCAGAGAGUAUAUUCCAAAGCAUGGACAAACACUUUCCCCAAUUUCUGUUGACGAAUGCUGCCAUCUUAAUGUUGAGGUCGGAAACGUUUCAGACAACCCUCGUAUAAUGCGUGGUUGCCGCUCAAAUAUUACAUGUUCCGUAAGCUCGACGAUAAUAUUGCGCUUAGAGGCGAUGCCGUGCUAGAAUUAUCAGCGAGCUUCGCACUUAUAAUUCCGCCUCACUAACACCAAUACACCCCUGAGUAGGCGGGCCCCUUACGGACUGCCCGCAGCUGCUACUACAGAAACUGAAGUCUCUCUGCAUUAACGUAAGCAAACACGCAAGCUACACAACAUAUUUUCAUGGCCUGCCAAAACCAUAUUAUGAGUAGCCUAAUAUUGUCUUGCGCAUCAUCUACAACGAGACGAUAGCUGGCAAUAAUAGAAUUGGGCUACAGUCUGGGUUGGUGUUUUACUGGUAUCAUAAACAGACUUAUUUCAAUAUAUCCUUCCAACAUUAUAAUAGCAGUUUCAGAAAUUUCAUAGCUAUUUGUGUUCAUAAGGUUUUACGCAACAACAUAUCCCAAUAUCAUAGACACAACAUGACAGAACAAACUUGAGGCUGUACUUAUGUUUACACUCGUUUUAGCAAAUUUAGACUUAAAAAUAUACAAAUAUCUUAAAAAUAGUUUAAUCAACUUCUUGGGGAAAAUUCGAUUUUUGUUUGACGGAAUUUCUCUUAAACAUUACCCAAGACCGCAGAAAAGCUUUUUAUAAAAACUUCCCUCAAACAGCUCUUCAAUAUUUAUGUUACUCGGCAAUGUAGAAACUGUCUUCAAAUUUUGUUAAAUCAUCAUCUUGGUGAUAUAAAAUAUAUAAAAUGUUGCUGUUAAUCAAUUUAAGCCACCCUUACCGCAAUACUGAAACACAUUUCAUUGCAGAAGCUUGUGAAAUUAUUAUUACAACAAACCCCUCCCAGUAUUUCAUCUCGACGUCAACCCGAAAUAUAUAAAAUAAGGUAAAUGAUAUACACGUUUUUUUACGUCGCAAAGUUAUGCACGUGCUUGAAAUGGUAAAACGUCUAAGAUUUUAGUGAAAUGUAAAUCACAUGAUACCGUAUGUGUUUGUAAAAUUGAGUCAUGGCGAUGCUAGGUUUAAACACAUGACCCUCUGGGGAAGCGGCAGUAGGCCGAAAAUCACUAGACCGAAAGGCUCUAGACCAAAAUUCGUUUAACCGAAAGUCAUUUAACCGACAUGUAGUUGACUGAAAGGCACUAGACCGAAGCCAUUAGACCGAAAACUUGAAAAUUCACCACGAUGGGAAAAUAUCUUAACUUUGGCAACAAGCAGUUGACGGAAAGGCACUAUACCGAACAGGUACUAGACCAAAAUUCGUUUUUCCAUGUAAUUGCUAUCUAAAAUAGUAGUAUUAUUUUUUUUUACGUUUCUACGAUAAUACUGAAAUAUUACACUGAUUUAAGCGAUUUUCCAUGGUUAAAAUAAAUAAAACAAAGCAGCACAUUUUUUUUGCAUAAUUGAAAUAUUUAUAGGGCUAUAGAUAGCGUACCAUACGGAUAAUGUCUGUAUAUACUCAAAAACUGUAUUUUACUUCCGUUCACUCUAACUCAAAUGAUACAUUACAAGACUGAACAUAAAUGUUAUCACCUUUAUCAUUUACAUUUGAAAAUAACAUGUUUGAAUGUUUACUGAACCAAUUAUGAUAAAAUAUGGAACAUAUGUAGCCCCUUAUGCUGGUUUAACAUAUUUAUAUAUAAUUGAUCAUGAAUGUGCAACCCUGAGCGGACCGCGUCCAGCCAGCUUCUGGACCGACUGGUGAGUGUUAGGCGCUGGACGCGCUCAGUCCGGUCCACGAUUUUAAUUUUUUUUUUUUCCCCUAACCUAACUAAAAACUAAGUGUGUUUGGGAGGGGUCCGGAUUAGGAGGGACUUAAGUGCGUCUCAGGCCGAAACCUAUACGCUCUACUCAUGCAGGGAGUACCAUGCAGACAAGGGAGCAUGCAUAUUGUGCUAAGGAGGGGAUUGGCCAGCCAUGGUUGCGAUUGGCGCCAUGACUAACUCCCCUCACUUGACUAUUCUAGACUAAAACUAGAGAUAAGUUGGGCCCAGGUAAAAAAGCACUUAUUGUUCUUUUGUUAUUAAAAUAGCAUGUUCUAUAUAAAUGAGUAGGAGAUGCAAAAAGACUGGUAUGCCACACCACAAAAUAUAUGACUACCAAAAUAAAGUGAAUCAAUUUUCACUGUUUUGCUUGCCUGAUAAUAAAUGGCUUAUGCAUUACUUUCACAACCAAUGUAGCUAUGUUAGUAAUAUAUUAUUGGAUCUGCUAUCUAGCGGGUGGGCCCAGAACUACUUCAGAAACUAGGUGUCAGUCUCGGCAAGUAGAGUGUCUCCCCCGUGCUGGGCGGGGCACUGACCACAGCGCUGCGCCUGAUAGCCGGGUGCACCCACGAGCGGCGUGGCAGUGUGAAGUCGUGCCACGUGAGUCAAGCUUGUGUUUCUGGAUGUUCUUCCAGGCAGGACCAGUGGACAUGUGGGCCUUGUGUAUGCUGAUGGUGCUGACUCCGCUGCACUACGCCAGCGGAGCCGGUGCGACUUGCGAGUGCGCGGUGUUGUUCACCUCGGACGUGCGUGGUGACCGACCAGUGUUCACGUCUCCCAGCACGCCCCUCUCAGGCUGCUACGACUCGGCGCUCUGCAAGCAGCAGUGCGCCCACACGCUGACGACUCUGGGCGUGGAGGGCGACCCCCAGCACCUCACCGCCGGCGGCUCCACCGUGGCCGACUACUCCUGCAAGUCGUACGGCAAGGACAUCCACAACGGACAGCCUGCUGGGUACUACAAGCUGUGUGGCGGGAAGUGGCAGCACAUCCAGGAUGCCAAGUUCAAACUGUGCUGCAAGGACGGCUCCUCGGUCCCCUGCUAGAACCAGCCUCUGCAGCCCGGACCUUCCCGACAGCUCGGGCGGCUUGUUCAUGUCACAGUUCUCCAGUCUAAUAAAUGCAACUGAAAACGAA
Messenger RNA from Bacillus rossius redtenbacheri, 6469 nucleotides. RefSeq lists its product as uncharacterized. The transcript is spliced from 4 exons. Bases 5752 to 6378 code for a protein of 208 amino acids. The record is from RefSeq and is a predicted model, not a curated record. Lineage: Eukaryota; Metazoa; Arthropoda; Insecta; Phasmatodea; Bacillidae.